Molecule: messenger RNA, 519 nt
Organism: Gryllus bimaculatus (two-spotted cricket)
Lineage: Eukaryota; Metazoa; Arthropoda; Insecta; Orthoptera; Gryllidae
Source: the annotation of a GenBank genome assembly
AUGCCGCGUUCGGCGGCAAAGGACCUGCCGACGGCCUUGACAUGCGCAAGCGUCGAGGUUGUUAGACGUUCUCAUGUGAAUUUUAUUCCUUGCAUAUUUCCCCCUAUUUUCCGUCCUUUCUUUUGGCACCGUGCGCGCCUUUCUUCCCGCCAGGGCCCUGCGUGCGGGGCUCCGUUGCCGGCGGCGAUCGCGGAAGGACAGCAGCGGCUUAACCGGCGCGCCCCGGACGACCGCCUCGAUCGGGGGAUUGCGAUGGCGGGCGGGCCUCGCCCGCGGGCGACGCCGACGUCAGCGCUGCCGCCGGGGGCCGCCACCCGCACGGCGUUCCGCUCGCUCUCCCGGCUAUCUGAUACUUGCUGCGUAACAUCCUGCCUGGAUGCGCUGGGGUUUGGAAUCAGCAUCCAAGUACGCGGAGCAGAAGGCACGGGUCUGUGCUCCCAGGGCCUCGAAUCAGGCGUGUCCAUCUCGGAGGCAGGCCACUGGGCAUUGUUGCUGGCGAGAGGGCCACGCACGGGCUAG